Molecule: messenger RNA, 5258 nt
Organism: Porites evermanni
Lineage: Eukaryota; Metazoa; Cnidaria; Anthozoa; Scleractinia; Poritidae
Source: the annotation of a GenBank genome assembly
AUGGAAACUGCUCUAUGGAAACUUGAAAGACGCUUCAAGCAUUCAAAAGGAACGAUUCAGAAUUCAGUCAUCUUAGUGAUGAUUUAUGGAUUUGAGGAAUUCAUAAGAACACAAUUUUUCAGGUGAGAUGAGUUUCAUAAAGUCUUCAAACACUCCUAGAUCAUUCUUCAAUCAAACAAGAAAGCGGCUACCUUUCUGAGUUUAAUCGGCAUGGAAGAACUCUUACUAAAGACUCCGGUGUAUGAGGCCGCGAGAGUCAGGACAGUGAUUGUUACCGGUGUAAAAUCUGUAUUUUUGUGCCACGUUAUUUUAAAUUAGUGCAUCUUUUGCUCAACGAGGCAUUUUACAAGAAUGUACUGAAGUGAAAAAACACAAUCGUUAAAAGAAUAAAUCUCGCCGAAACUUAUAGCUUGCUAUUGCCGGCACGUUCGAUUCAUUGUUGUUUAAGGUUGCAUGAAAAAUUUACUCAGGGAGUUGAAGAUCAGCCAACGUUUUAUUUAUUUAUUUAUUUAUUUAUUUUAGUUUUUUGAACAGCAUUUACAAAAGUUGAAAACUCUUUUUUACCUUUAUGGCUAUUUGACUGAUUAUCUUUAUCUUGCUGAACCAAAUCAUUAAUUUUCAAAAAGCUAGUUUCCUGUAUAUGCACCGGUUUUACUUUGGGUUCGCGCUCAAACAUUGACCUCGAGCCUGUGUUAUUCCAAGUUAAAUUAUCGCUAAAAAAGAAAAUGAACCAGAUCUAGAGAAGAAGCUUAAAAAUCACAAUAAAAAACAUAAUUUUCAUAAGCAAACGUUUCCUUCUCGUCGUUUUCAGCUUCUUAAAAUAAAAACUGAAAGAAAACCAGAUUUUUGUAAUACAAGAGAAAUCACGAAAUCAUUUGCAGCUGGCCUUUUAAGACAUUAUUAUUUAUUUAUAACUUUCGCUGUUAAAAUCAAUUGAAAAUCAACUUAAAAAAUUCUUUUCAAAGAACAACAAAAUAACCGGUUUAGUUUAUCGAAACCAAAUACUACAGAGAGCGAGAGAAGUCAGUGUAAAGCCAAGUCAAAUUAGUCUCGUUACCUGAUUCUACCAAGUCGGUACCACACUCUAAGAACUGGGCUGCGUAUCAUUUGCUGGGAAUUUUGUCUUAUUCAACAUGGUUAGCAGGGCUAUUAGGAAUUGAUCGUUCAGUUUGCCAUUUAUAUUACUGAAAGUGAAAGGAAUUCACCUCGUCUGUCUAGCGCCGGGAGAUAAAUGCGCAGUCUUUUGUAUGCCCCGAGUUUCACUGUUAAAAAUUCUGAACAAAUCACAUAUCUUCAUGGUCUACAUUUGUCAUCUUUGUAGUACAAUAUAAACACAAAUCAUAUGCAUGCCGAGUUUCAUUUUUCUUUUUGUACAAGUAAAGGGUGUCGUUACGUAGCCCGCCUGUAUCACUAAAAAAUACAGAAAAGAAUAAUAGACAGAGAGGUAAGUAUUAUUACCUAUAGAAAUGAAAUGACGUGGUCAUGAAUAUGGCCAAUAGGGCACUUCCAAUUAAGUGCAGUUUGAGUUGUUAUGAAUAAACAAAUAACUGAUAAAUAGAUGCUUAGUGGUAGCACAUUCAUGAAGUAUUUGUUGGUCUAAUAAUGUCCCGGUUCUAAUUAGAAUUUGAAAAAAUUGGUUUUGGGGAAGGGGAAAAAACCGGAGCAGCCGCGGCAAAAACUUCUUGCCCUGGAGCAAGGGCAAGAACAACGAUUAAUUUAGCUUACUUGUUAGGAGGUUUCCUCAGUUUCUCCAAUUUUUUGUACACUCAGAAGUUUUGCAAACAGCAAUUCCAACGUUAGCGUGAUACAGUUUUAUAGCCCCUGUAUUUCCUGUGCUUGUUGGGUUUGGAAAGAUCUUGUCAUUUGUUUGAACACUAAACUACUAUUCUAUCAGCAGACCACACCGACAACGCCGAGGCUAAACAUUAAAAAGAUUAUCUGAUUUGUGACGAGGCAUGGAGUCUGUUGGAAAUGAUAAUAAAUGAACUUUGCUAGGAAAUCUUUUUUUCAUUUCCUUUUUGGUUGUUCCUUGAGGAUUUAAACCAAGUCGUGGGUGAAACGGUCCUCAUUAUUUUCCACUUUUUAGGUUUACCUGUAAAAAAACACACUUUAUGAGUCAACUCCCCUUUUUCCUGACAAAACGAUACUCAUUAGUUUUUUCAGGUCAUUUUAAGUGUGUGAAAAUAUAACAAAUGCUCAAAAAAUAGAGGAAGGGUAAAUUUUAGACAAAGACUGUAGUUAUGAGGACAGGCCCGCAGUGUGGAAUUCCCCCCAAAAAAUUUUUCAUGUACCCCUCGGUUUAAUUAUCCACCAAAUCACCAAGAGAGUAGUAGAAAACAUACAACGCACAAGGCCGGAAUUACUUAUGCCCCGGCGGGCCAUUUUGGAGGUGUUUGCUGUUGUAACGAAAAAAGAUGUCUCAUAUUUGUAUGAUAUUACUUGUAAAGAAAAUGAUUCUGAAUUAAAAUUUAGAAGACAAAAACGAGGAGUAUUUCAUCAGAUAUGGAAACAUGGUGAGCAAGGGUGAUACAGUGGUGAGAGCACUCAUCCCCCAUCAAUGUCGCCCGAGUUCAAAUCCCGGCUUCCACGCCUUUUGUGGGUUGAAUAAGUCGUGGUUCUCUCCCUUGCUCUGAGAGGUUUUUCUCCAGGACUCCGGUUUUGCCCUCAGCUCAAAAACCAACAAAUUUCAAUUCGAUCUGGGACGCACGGACACAUUUAAACGAGUUUUAAAGAACUCCUAAGUGCUUCGUUGAGUUUGACUUUAUUUUGUCCCAAAUUUGAAGUAAAUAGACUGUGGGCUUGCGCAACAGCACAGGAGGGAAAAAAAGACGGCAAACCUUGUGUGACAAGUGUGACCAUAACUUUGACUGAAAAAACUUUCCUCCAAACCUAACCCUCCUUUAAAUAGAUCUAUAGGUAAAAGACCAGUAAACAUUAGUUUAAGUGAAGAUCACGACACAACACGCAAGUAACAGCCCUGUCACGUUUGUCACACACAAGCGUUUUGCCGUUCUGCGUAGACUACUAUUUUUUCUCUCCUAACUCGCCAGAUGUCCUUGUACAAACAACUUUUUGUACAGUGUGGUUAUGAUGGCUGGCCCCUCCCUUUUUGAUAACCCGGAGCCAAAGUACUACUCACCUCCAAAGACCUUCUGGAAUGUCCUUCCUUCGUUCGAGUUUGUAAAGUUACUUUCUGAGUUGAUGGCCUACUUGUCACUCAGUCGACUCUUCCAGCCAUUUCUGGCCCCCACGGCAUACAUAACGAUGGUCUUGUUAAAAGCAGACAUUUUUGUGUGUUCCCAAAUUGGUGCUGUGCGCAAUAUUGCUUGCCAGGGUGCUGUGUCAGACACAAAGUUAUCACAAGUAAGAACUUUUGAAAUCCUUGCCAGCUGAUCUUUUAAAGUUACACUUUCUCAUUUAUCCUUUUCACCCAAACAUGCAGCCUGAGAAAAUUCUGAGAGCUAAGUAGCUACACCUAACUCUUGGCUAUGUAAACCAAUAACUGCAACGUAUUUUUAAUCUUCGCUUCCACAUAAAUGCUCAAUUUUCCUUGUAAAAAAUAAGCCAGUGGUUGAAAAACUCUUUCGUCACAUUAUUUCUUUGAGAAUGCGAGGUAUGGGUUAAGGCUUCUUGUGGCACUCGCUGGCAUCCGAGCAAAAAAGCUGUUUUAUCACCAUCAUCAUCAUCAUCGUCAUCAUCAUCAUCAUAAUCAUCAUUAUUAUUUUCUAUUAUUUAUUACGGAGGGAAAAAAACAAGUAUUAUCAGGAGCCAUUCACCCUGGUAAUGUAUCCCUAACUCGGCCCUAAUCUCGUUCCCAGAUCGGCUUUGAGAUCUGGGUACGAGAUUAACUCGGCCCUGAUGAGACUGUUUAUCGUGCUCAUAUGGGUGAAAUGAGUGUCAUCAUACUGUAACACUCAGUACCAAUAUUAGCACUGAAGCACACGUACCAGCGCCGCGGUAUGACCAUUACCUUACACAUGCGCUUAACCAUAUCACCCGGGCAGUGGCAGCCAUGGACAGCUGUUUCGCCGUUAUUGGGGCUCAUCAGCAUGGCACAACCGUCGGACCUCUGUACGGAAAGUCGUAGAGUUGGAACUAGCCUGCGUAGCAAGCGUUUCCGUUUGGUUUCGGAGCAAAAAGAGACCGUGGAAGGGGAGUUUCGGUUUUGAUUGCGCGAGAAAUUUACUUGCGCCAUUUUCCGCGCGGUCUUUGACUCUUGUUGCUCGUUCUUUGCUCCUAAACCGCACAGAAACGCUUGCUACGCCGGCUAAGUUGGAACGUGUGCGUCAGUGCUUAAAUUGGUAUUGUAACACUCAGGCCUAGGUCAAACGUCUAACCUUUUCACGAGACGAACCAAACUCUAAUUAGGGUCAAUCUAAAUUAAGUUAUUAAGAUAGGACGCGUCGAACUAACCAACUGAAUCAGACCAAAAAGCAAUUUUAACUGGCCAGCUGGUGUUGAGUAAUAAAUUUUCUCUCGAACGAGGCUAAAUAUACAUUAUCUUACAAAUUUUUAAUUUAUUAGUUUAGUUUGUCGCAUGUGAAGAUCGUCAUUUGUCCCGGAGACGGUCUUCAGACAUGUUAGACGAUUCAAACUCAUUCAGACAAACUUAACUUAACCAGAAGUCGAACUCUUCAUGAACAUAACUCACUACGUUUGGUUCGUCUCAUCAAAAAAUCGACGUUUGGCCAGGCCUCAGUGGGGAAGUGUCCUACGAAUUAAUCCAGUUGUAUCUAUGACAACCAGAUUCACUGUACUGGCUUAAUUUACCCCCAAAUCAGUGAGUUUCAUCAUUGUUGAUUACUUACAAAGGGAUUUCACUCUACUAAUGGUUACUUUCUCCCUUCAUUCAGGAGAAGUCAAACGAGCUGCACAUUCUCAAGGUACACACGCAGUCCCAGAUUCUCGGGUUAGGUAUCUUGGUCGCACCAACGCUGUUUUCGCUGGGCCUCGUUUGCAUUCAGCGAUGCUGCUUUGAAGACGACACGCUUCCGAGCCCAGGUGAAUUCGAAAAGCUUGAAAAAGAGGUACUAGGGAAUUUAUUUCGCGAGAAAUUGUUGCUGGCCAUUCAAGAAGACGCAAAGAAAAAGGUGAACGACGUGUUCCAGAUCAAAUCUAAAAGGGAUGUUAAAGAUGUUUUUAACAGAGCCAGAGAAGCACUGAGAGCUAUUAGUUACACUACCGACAGGAAUGGACGAUAUAAUAGACUGAAUAUUGACGAUGAAGAAACUGAUUGCAGCUUAUGGAUUCCACCCAUC